AUGGUGCCAAUCGAAAUCAUCCUGAUGUCUCUAAUCACCUUCAUUCCUUAUGUUAUUCUCCUUUUCUAUCUAUGGUUACUAAAAAACAUCGUGUCUUUUGGGAUUACACUAUACUACAGAGGAAAGAUAGUACCACUGGAAAACUCCGACAUCUUUUGGGCGGUAGGCGAAAACUACCACAACCUAAUCAACCUUGUACUGUUUCUGAACGGAAAAGGUGAAGACACUGAUGUCGAGAAAGACGUCAAAGAAGUGAUCCAAGAAAGAAUGUUCAAGCAUCCCGAAAAGUACGGGAAGAUGAUGUGCUCUUUAAAUACGUUUUUAGGUUAUCCCUAUCUCCUAAGAGAAGAAAUGACAACCGACGAUAUAGUAACAGUGAUUCAUGCAGAAAAAGCUAACUACAAAUCAAUGCAGGACUUAGUAUUCUCGUACAGUAACAAGCCAAUGCCUCAAAAGGACAAACUCAUGUGGGAAGUGAUCAUAGUAAAAGCUUCUUCGGACUGGAAAAGGGUCAACGGCAUCAGAGAUGAUCAAAUACCGAUGUUUAUACGGAUAAAUCACACGAUCGCAGAUGGAUUAUGCGUUAUGAACUUGUGCGCACAAACUUUGGGAGAAAAUAACAUCACUUUCGAAGACAGCUUGAAAAAGAUAGUACCGAAAAGCCCGGGUUGGACCAAGAUUCCACCUGUUAAGACUUUACAAGAAUUAUUCUUGUUUUUCAUUGUUCCAGGUUAUUUGAUUGUAUCAUUCCUGAAAGGAACCUUGAAUAAAUUCGAUGGGCCGUACACGUCUACAAAGCACCACAUCGCCUUCAGAGCAGAAAAAAGCGGCGAUGGCUUAUUGCAAACCAUAAAAAAAUUGAAAAACGAUAUUGGAGAUACCAGCUUCUCGGAGAUCAUACUAACAGCAGUAUCUGCUAGCAUAUACAAUCAGUUCCAAAAACACUAUCAUCGAGUACCAAAAUCGGUGUCUUUGGCUGUCGUCGCCACCAGAGAUUUACAACCAAUGAAUGUAAACGGUGUACCGAUACUAAAAAACCAAUUUGGACUAGUAAAUUUAGAAAUACCAGUCAAAACAGGAUCCAGUUCGCUCCUGCACCGAAUGGAUUUGUUGAAGAAGAAUUCCAGGAAUUUGUUGAAAAGUCCAGAAUUAUUGAUGCACAAUUACAUCAAUUUCAACUUAUUUCAAUUAAUUCCUAUACCCAUAAUGAAAGUUCUAUUUCCUUUAAAUAAUAUAUGGGGUUUAAUCAGUAAUUUACCAGUAUUUCCCAAAAUAGUUGUAUUUAAUGGUUACGAAGUGGAAGAUGUUUAUUUCUUCACUCCUCUGAGAGAUCAGAUGGGUACUGGUUUUGCGCUGAUCAGUUAUGACAGUAGAAUCCAUUUAGGAUUUAUAGCUGACGUGGCUUCCGUUGCUACGAAAGAAGAUUGUGAUGAAAUAGUCAACGAUAUUUUUACGAAUAUUGAUUUAUUGAAAUUAGAAGUGGAAAAGCAGAAACUAAACAUAUCUUAA
This is a messenger RNA of Psylliodes chrysocephalus, 1509 nucleotides long. The record is from the annotation of a GenBank genome assembly. NCBI's taxonomy places the organism in Eukaryota, Metazoa, Arthropoda, Insecta, Coleoptera, Chrysomelidae.